GACUCGGAGGUCCAGUGUGGGCCUGACACCUCGAGCCCGUCUCCAACAGGCCGGCAGCGCGGCGGUCCCGCGGCUGGCAGAGCGCAGGCAGGUGCGGGCCGAGGAAGCCUGAGAGAACUACGUCUCCCGGCAUGCUCCGCGCGGGCCACGCGACACACUUCCGGCGCGGCGGGCGAGGUGUUGACAGGAGAACCACGUCUCCCGGCAUGCUCCUGUCGCGCCCCGUGGCGCACUUCCGGCGCGGCGGCCCGGCGGCGGGACCAGGGCGCCCGCUGUGGCCGUGGCCGGGCGGCUGCGGCGGCGCGAUGUUCGUGCAGGAGGAGAAGAUCUUCGCGGGCAAGGUGCUGCGACUGCACAUCUGUGCGUCCGACGGCUCCGAGUGGCUGGAGGAGGCGGACGAGGGCACCUCGGUGGAGAAGCUCAAGGAGCGCUGCGUCAAGCACUGUGCUCAUGGGAGCUUAGAAGACCCCAAAAGUGUGACCCAUCACAAAUUAAUCCACGCUGCUUCAGAGAGGGUGCUGAGUGAUCCCAAAACAAUCUCGGAAGAGAACAUCCAAGACAAAGAUGUCUUACUGUUGAUAAAAAAGCGUGCUCCAGCUUCUCCUCCCAAGAUGGCCGAUGUCUCAGAGGAAGAAAAGAAAAAACAAGACCAGAAAGCCCCUGAUAGAGAUGCCAUAUUCCGCGCAACUGCUAACCUGCCCUCCUACGACAUGGACCGGGCUGUGGUCCAGACCAACAUGAGAGACUUCCAGACAGAGCUCCGGAAAAUCUUGGUGUCUCUCAUCGAGGUGGCACAAAAGCUGUUAGCGCUGAACCCUGAUGCAGUCGAAUUAUUCAAGAAGGCAAAUGCCAUGCUGGAUGAAGACGAGGAUGAGCACAUGGAUGAAGCAGCCCUGCGGCAACUCACAGAGAUGGGCUUUCCUGAGAGCAGAGCUGCGAAGGCCCUCCGGCUGAACCACAUGUCAGUGCCACAGGCCAUGGAGUGGCUGAUCGAGCGCGCAGAUGACCCAGCCACAGACACGCCUCUUCCAGGCCAAGCCUCGCCGGGGGUGGCAGGGGCCGAGGCUGCCCCCGAGGCUGCGGCCGGGACUAACGAGGGAGACGAGGAGGUCAGAGACGAGCUCACGGAAAUCUUCAAGAAAAUCCGGAGGAAAAGGGAAUUUCGGGCUGAUGCUCGGGCUGUCAUUUCCCUGAUGGAGAUGGGAUUCGAGGAGAAGGAGGUGAUGGACGCCCUCAGAGUGAACAACAACCAGCAGAGCGCCGCCUGUGAGUGGCUGCUGGGAGACCGGAAGCCCUCUCCCGAGGAGCUGGACAAAGGCAUCGACCCCAACAGCCCUCUCUUUCAAGCCAUCCUGGAUAACCCAGUCGUGCAGCUGGGCCUGACCAACCCUAAAACGUUACUAGCGUUUGAAGACAUGCUGGAGAACCCCCUGAACAGCACCCAGUGGAUGAACGACCCUGAGACGGGGCCAGUCGUGCUGCAGAUCUCCCGGAUCUUCCAGACCCUGAACCGCACAUAGGCAGGCCUGCUGCUCGCUGUGCCCUCCCGGGGCGGCUUCCAGCCAGACCGCUUCUGCUUCCCCACCAAGCCAGGAAGAGCAGGAAGACCCCUGGUUCUGCUGGGCUGGGCAGGAAGGGAGCGGCCAGGGCUGGGCUGUUCUCAUGCUUUGAUCUAACUGCUGAACAGCUGCGACAGCAGCGUGCAAGGCCGUGCUCAGUCUCUGACAGUGUUUACAAAUAGGUGGUCGCUGCUCCGGGAAGGGCCGCCCCCCUCCAGAGGGUCUCCUGGGCUCUUGAAAUGCUACUUGAAUUGACUAUAGGCGCUGCUUUAGGGUCCGCUUGUUACACAAUAGGAGGCAUGUUUCACCCACAGUGUUAACGUCACGUGUACUAAACUGACUUCCAUAGAGGAACUUACAGAUGACGUCUUUAAUAAGUAAACUCCCUUUUUCCUAUUCUUUGUCUUGGAGUUCUAGUGCCAGAGGAGAAGCCGCAUGCGUCCUGGCAAGCGUCUGCAUCCUUGGCAGAACCAGUGUGCUCGCCGCUUUCCCUUGGUGGGACCGGACGGGCCUUGAGCGGGCCUGCACCCCUGCCCUCUGACGGUGGGACCCGAGCCCCAGCAGGGACUCGCCCCAGGCUGCCCUUGGCCACCUUCCUUUUAAGCAUCCUCUGUGCCUUAAAAUGAGAAAAUGGC
This is a messenger RNA of Manis pentadactyla (Chinese pangolin), 2194 nucleotides long. It is a transcript of the gene UBAC1, whose product is annotated as UBA domain containing 1. The coding region runs from base 132 to 1520 and encodes 462 amino acids. The transcript has 11 exons. NCBI's taxonomy places the organism in Eukaryota, Metazoa, Chordata, Mammalia, Pholidota, Manidae. Gene Ontology annotation, molecular function: protein binding. The record is from RefSeq and is a predicted model, not a curated record.